CUGCUGUUGCGGCAAUUAUCAAAGAAAUUUCUUUAACUUUUAAGUCUAAACGUGAUAUGUGAAUCGUACUAAACGUACAACUUAUUUCUUUAGACAUCCUUUCCAUAUUAUUCUAUCUACAACCGUGAUUGUUGUAUUGUGCUUAAAAAUACAAAAAUAUUAUAUUAUAAUGUGUGAGUUUGUGUGGUAUUCACCAUCAGUGUUUUAAUAACCACAAUUUUAAGUACCUAUGUAUUAUAAUUUAUAAUUUACAAGUAACUAUUGCAAUAACUUUCAAAACAAUGUUUAGACGAGCCUGUGGUUCUAUUUUAUCCGGUGUUCGCCUUAUGCGGGUACAAGUAGAGAAUGCUCCAAGUAAAACUACAGGGUCUAAUCUUUUAGGCUCUUUUAAUAAGAGCUUUAUUAAAUUUGAAACUAAUAGGUUCUACUCGUCCAUUUUAUCCUCCAACUUUAAAUCAGCAGAAGGAAUUAUGAACAAGAAUACACCUAUUGCUCAAUCUAAUAUAAUGAUUGAUUUCAACCUUCAACAAAAGAGGAAUCUAACAAAGUUCUCAUUACAAAAAGGGAAAAGGAAAACUGUUAAAACAGUCGUCGAUCGAUUUUAUCGCCUGGGAUGGGGUAUAUGGAUUCGAACUAAAUGUGGACGACAAAAGAAGAUGUGGAAAAAACCAGCUGCUAGAAAACGAAGAUUGAGACAACACGUAUUUUGUAAUGCCAAACAGUCUACGCUUUUAGAUAAAAUGACAACAAAAUAUUGGAAGAAAAGGAGGUUUUAUCCAGAUGAUCCAUAUGAACCUUACCACGAUAGAGAAGAAUAUCCAUAUACAAGAAAAACUCCAAUAUCUUAGUGUAAAACAAUUGUAAUAUCUUUAAAGUGUUUGAAAGAAAUAUAGAAUUAACAUAUGCACAUAUAAUA
Messenger RNA from Myzus persicae (green peach aphid), 916 nucleotides. It is a transcript of the gene mRpL35, whose product is annotated as 39S ribosomal protein L35, mitochondrial. Gene Ontology annotation, molecular function: structural constituent of ribosome. Gene Ontology annotation, cellular component: mitochondrion; ribosome. The coding region runs from base 282 to 848 and encodes 188 amino acids. Lineage: Eukaryota; Metazoa; Arthropoda; Insecta; Hemiptera; Aphididae. The record is from RefSeq and is a predicted model, not a curated record. Gene Ontology annotation, biological process: translation. The transcript is spliced from 4 exons.